Molecule: messenger RNA, 393 nt
Organism: Scheffersomyces coipomensis
Lineage: Eukaryota; Fungi; Ascomycota; Pichiomycetes; Serinales; Debaryomycetaceae
Exons: 1
Coding region: 1-393 (130 amino acids)
Cellular component (GO): extracellular region
Source: RefSeq, a predicted model, not a curated record
AUGCUAGACCUACACAACACCAAACGAGGCCUUCAUGGUGCUACAGACGUUCAUUGGAAUAAUACUUUAUUUGAUUAUGCAGCAGCUUAUGCUUCAAAAUAUGAUUGCAGUGGUGUCUUGACUCAUUCUGGUGGUCUUUAUGGUGAAAACUUGGCUAUUGGUUAUUCUACAGAUGGUGCAAUGGAAGCUUGGUACGAUGAAGGUAAUAAUUUCCCUUAUGGAACUGAAAGUGAAUAUAAUCAUUUCACUCAAGUUAUUUGGAAUGGGUCUACUUCUAUCGGUUGCUCUCCAAAGUAUUGUAAUUCAGUAUGGGGAACAUAUAUCAUAUGUUCUUACUUUCCAGCUGGUAAUGUCAUAGGAUAUGAAUCAGAAAAUGUAUUUCCUCCUAUAUAG